Messenger RNA from Microthlaspi erraticum, 843 nucleotides. Lineage: Eukaryota; Viridiplantae; Streptophyta; Magnoliopsida; Brassicales; Brassicaceae. The record is from the annotation of a GenBank genome assembly.
AUGGUUGUUAGUGCUGCUUGGCAAUUCCACGUAGGAGGGUUUAGGAAAAUUUAUGCGGACAUUAGAGCAGCUAGUCCAGCUUGUGCAGUCUAUUUGCAUAAGAUUGGCAUAGCUCAUUGGUCUCGAGCACAUUUUCCUGGCGAGCGCUUUAACCUCAUGACCUGUAAUGCUGCUGAGCAACUGAAUAAAGCGUUGAGGGGUGGACGGAAUUCUCCCAUACUUGAGCUACUGAAAUUCAUCCAAGACAUGAUGACCAGGUGGUUUAACGCUCGGAGGAUCAAAUCUCAGAAACAGAGAGGUGCUUGUACGCCAGAGGUGGACAAGGUCUUGACUGCAAAUCUGGCUGCUUGCAAGGGUAGUAAAAUCAAUAUGGUGUCUUCCUGGAGCGUUCAAGUCGUUGGUCGAUUUGGUGAAAAGCAUCAAGUUCAGUUGAAAGAGAAGAGAUGCACUUGCCGCAUGUUUGACAAGCUCAAGAUCCCAUGUGGACAUGCAAAGAUUGCUGCGGAUAGUUUGGGUCUCCCCUAUUCUUCCAUGGUCGGGGACACUCUCAAACCAACAGAAUGGGUUCUAACUUACGAUGAUUGUGUUACACCGCCUGAAGAAGGAGUUGAUUAUGAUCUACCACCAGAGUUGGGUCAGAAAAAUGUGAUGCCGCCUAAUACCCACCGACCGUCUCGGAGGCCUAAAGAAACAAGGAUUCCAUCCACGGGCGAAGUUCCAGUAAGUCAUUCUACUUUCCAAGGGAAAACACUCUUAUUCACUGCUCAUGUACAAACAAACUUAUAUGAUUUUAGGCGGCCAGAGUUAAAAAUACCGUCCCAAACAAGUGUACCAGAUGCUUAG